AUGGCUUUGGAAGAUAUCUGUGGCUUCAAAGACUCUCCUGUGCAUCGCAAGUGGUUUCCUGACUCUCAUUUCGAAGAUACAGCCACAUCUUUUCAAAUGAGUGACUAUUACAGCUUUGGAUUGGGAAGACUAAAGAAGUGUCGGAGAAAUAGUGGGAUCCCACUGCAUUUCUUCAUACCAACUUUGCCAAACUCUGCCAACCACAGACCUUCAUUCCCCUUUUUGCCUGCCAACCAUUCAGUGACAGUCCGCAGGCCUUUCCCUCUCUCUCAUGGAACAACGACCUUGGGUUUCAUCUUCGAAGGUGGGGUCAUUGCAGCUGCCGACACACGGGCGAGUGCUGGGGGGCUUGUUGCCUGUCCAGCUGUUCAUAAGAUUACACCAAUUCACUCCCAUUUAGUGGUCACCUCCUCUGGUAGCGGUGCAGACUGCAUGCUAUGGGAGCGAAUUCUGGCCAGAGAGAUCAGACUCUACCAACUGAGGCACAGACGUUGUCUUUCCAUAUGUGGCACUGCCAAGCUCCUCUCCUUUAUGCUGCACCCAUUUAAAGGGACUGACGUGUGUGUGGCUCUUACACUUUGUGGCUGGGACAAGGAAGCAGGUGACACUGGCUUUGCAAAGAGUGGCCCAAAGCUGAUAUACGUGUGCAGUGAUGGAGCCCGCCUGCAGGGGGAUGUCUUUUCUGUGGGCUCAGGCUCUCCUUAUGCGUAUGGAGUCCUGGAUAGAGGGCUGAGGUGGAGCCUGAGUAAAGAAGAGGCCAUCUCCUUGGCAAGAGAAGCCGUGUUCAGAGCCACUCACAGGGAUGCCUACUCAGGAAACAAUGUGGACCUCUUUCACAUCACAGCCCAGGGAUGGAGCCAAAGAAAGAGAGAGGACCUGAAAGAGGAAUAUUAUAGAGACAUGGAGAGGAGGGCAAAGAUAGUGGAGGGGGAAAAAAGAGGCCCUCUUCUUCAGAGUAGUUGA
Messenger RNA from Micropterus salmoides (largemouth bass), 963 nucleotides. It is a transcript of the gene psmb11a, whose product is annotated as proteasome 20S subunit beta 11a. Gene Ontology annotation, cellular component: proteasome core complex. Gene Ontology annotation, molecular function: threonine-type endopeptidase activity. The transcript is spliced from 2 exons. NCBI's taxonomy places the organism in Eukaryota, Metazoa, Chordata, Actinopteri, Centrarchiformes, Centrarchidae. The record is from RefSeq and is a predicted model, not a curated record. Bases 1 to 963 code for a protein of 320 amino acids.